AUGGCAGUUUGUGGAUCAAAAGGCUCUUUUAUCAAUAUUUCGCAAAUGAUUGCAUGUGUAGGACAACAAGCUAUCUCAGGGCAUCGACCUCCAGAUGGCUUCGAUAAACGUUCGCUACCGCAUUUUGAAAAGCUGCAGAAAACCCCUAAGGCUAAAGGCUUUGUAGAGAACAGUUUCUUUACUGGUAUGACCCCGACCGAGUUCUUUUUUCACUCGAUGGCUGGUCGCGAAGGUUUGGUUGAUACAGCGGUUAAGACAGCGGAGACUGGAUAUAUGCAGCGGCGUUUAGUAAAAUGUCUUGAGGAUUUAUGCGUAGCUUACGAUGAUACAGUUCGAACUUCUACCGGAGAUAUUAUUGAGUUCACUUUUGGAGAAGAUGGCUUAGGUACGAUUAUUGCAUAUGUUUUAAAAAAUAUAUAUGUGUCUAUAUAA
This is a messenger RNA of Strongylus vulgaris, 432 nucleotides long. NCBI's taxonomy places the organism in Eukaryota, Metazoa, Nematoda, Chromadorea, Rhabditida, Strongylidae. The record is from the annotation of a GenBank genome assembly.